Messenger RNA from Venustampulla echinocandica, 4296 nucleotides. RefSeq names its product putative ATP-binding cassette multidrug transport protein. Gene Ontology annotation, cellular component: membrane. Gene Ontology annotation, molecular function: ABC-type transporter activity; ATP binding; ATP hydrolysis activity. The coding region runs from base 1 to 4296 and encodes 1431 amino acids. NCBI's taxonomy places the organism in Eukaryota, Fungi, Ascomycota, Leotiomycetes, Helotiales, Pleuroascaceae. The record is from RefSeq and is a predicted model, not a curated record. The transcript has 5 exons. Gene Ontology annotation, biological process: transmembrane transport.
AUGGCAACUAAUGAGCCAGAGGGCUUCGAACCCAUUACGCACCAGCGAACUGGAAGCAAACUUACCCGUAUAUUCACCGACUCGUCCAUAUUUUCAUCUCGACGAGUUAGCCGGAGUUACGAUGAGUCCACGGACGAAGAAGAUCGCGAGCCAAUCAGCUUGGCCGCAGAUUGGAAAUUGAUGCCAGAGAUUAGAGACUUUCAGCAGCAGGGCGAAAAGGACGAGGUUAAAAAACGCAGACUCGGAGUCACCUGGAGCGACCUAACGGUCAAGGGCGUUGGGGCUGAUGCCGCCAUUAGCGAGAAUGUGGGAUCUCAAUUCAAUAUCCCACGAGCGAUUCAAGAAGGAAGGCGUGGGGCGCCCUUAAAAACGAUCAUCGACCGGAGCCACGGAUGUGUCAAACCAGGGGAGAUGUUGUUGGUCCUCGGCCGACCUGGCGCAGGAUGUACUACACUUCUCAAGACACUUGCAAACAAAAGGGGGGGUUAUGCCGAGGUUACUGGAGAUGUAUCUUGGGGGUCCCUCAACCACGAGGAGGCCGCCCAAUAUCGGGGGCAGAUUGUGAUGAAUACAGAGGACGAAUUGUUCUUUCCAACACUCACUGUUGGGCAGACCAUCGACUUUGCCACAAAGUUGAAAGUUCCCUUCGACCUCCCGUCCGAUAAAGAAAGCCCAGCCGAGUUUCAGCGAGCAAGUCGAGAUUUCCUGUUGAAAUCUAUGGGUAUCUCUCACACAUACGAUACCAAAGUCGGUAACGAAUUCGUACGUGGCGUUUCUGGAGGUGAACGGAAACGAGUCAGCAUCAUCGAGACGCUGGCUACCAGAGGAAGUGUCUACUGUUGGGAUAACAGUACCCGCGGUCUAGAUGCCAGUACUGCUCUUGAAUACACCAAAGCUGUUCGAGCAUUGACGGAUGUGUUUGGCCUCGCUUCGGUUCUUACACUAUAUCAGGCCGGGAAUGGAAUAUACAAUCUGUUCGACAAGGUCUUAGUCCUCGACGAAGGGAAAGAAAUCUACUAUGGCCCAAUGAAAGAAGCCCGGCCGUUUAUGGAAGGCCUUGGCUUCUUUUGCAAUGACGCAGCCAACGUCGCUGACUUCCUCACUGGAGUGACCGUUCCGUCAGAAAGGAAGAUUCGCGAAGGGUAUGAAGAUUCGUUUCCCCGAACCUCAGAUGAUAUUCGCGCGGCAUACGAAAAAUCAACGAUCAAGGCAGAGAUGGAGGCUGAGUACUCGUACCCCACGAGCGACAUUGCGAAAUCCAACACCGAGGAUUUCCGGGAAGGUGUUCAAAAUCAGAAGCAUAGGAGCCUGGCUAAGAAGUCUCCAUUCACCGUCAGCUUCGUAACUCAGGUCAGGGCUUGCGUUACACGCCAAUACCAAAUUCUUUGGGGAGAUAAAGCGAGCUUCCUCAUCAAACAAUUUUCCACGCUUGCUCAAGCACUGAUUGCGGGGUCGAUGUUCUAUAAUGCACCGGCUAAUUCAGGCGGUCUCUUCCUCAAAUCAGGAGCAGUGUUUUUGGCAUUACUGUUCAACUGUCUUCUCGCCAUGUCUGAGGUUACCGACUCUUUCUCAGGCCGGCCUGUUCUCGCAAAGCAUAAGGCCUUUGCUCUUUAUCAUCCAGCUGCCUUCUGUUUAGCACAAAUCGCCGCAGAUAUACCCGUCCUACUAAUACAGAUCGCACAUUUCUCCCUCGUGUUAUACUUCAUGGUGGGACUGAAACAAUCGGCUGGCGCAUUCUUUACCUUCUACAUAUUUCUCUUCGUAACUACAAUGACAAUGACGGCAUUGUUUAGAGCAAUUGGUGCUGGUUCCUCGACAUUCGACGGUGCUAGUAAGGUUUCUGGGUUCAUGAUCAUGGCAUUAAUUAUGUAUACCGGAUACAUGAUUCGAAAGCCACAAAUGCAUCCAUGGUUCGUUUGGAUUUAUUGGAUCAAUCCUCUGGCAUACGGGUUCUCGGCACUUCUCUCAAACGAGUUUCACCAAACAACUAUCCCGUGCGUCGCGGUAAAUCUAGUUCCCAAUGGGCCUGGCUAUGCCAACUCCCUUUAUCAAGCUUGCAGUGGGGUUGGAGGAGCUAGGCCCGGGGCGACUAUCGUUUAUGGCGAUGAUUACCUUGCAUCACUCUCUUAUUCACAUUCAAAUAUGUGGCGGAAUUUCGGUAUUCUUUGGGCAUGGUGGGUUCUGUUUGUUGUGAUUACAAUUAUUGCUACAUCCAAGUGGAAGGACCAAGGGGGGAAGGGCGGGAAUCUCCUCGUUCCCCGCGAGAAGGCGAAGAAGGCCGGCCACCUAAUUGCUGACGAGGAAUCUCAAGCAAAGGAAGAGAAGCCAGCCGUAAACUCUGGCAACAAUUCGUCCCAAAAUGAUGCCACUGGCAGCCAACUUGUUCGCAAUACCUCCGUCUUCACCUGGAAAAACCUUUCAUACAUAGUUAAAACACCUUCUGGUGACCGGACACUGCUUGACAACGUGUAUGGAUGCGUCAAACCAGGCCAACUCGGAGCACUUAUGGGUUCCUCCGGCGCUGGCAAGACGACUCUGCUAGAUGUCUUAGCCCAACGAAAGACGGAAGGAACUAUAAAAGGGUCUAUUCUAGUGGAUGGACGGCCUCUGUCGCUCAGUUUCCAAAGAUCGGCAGGCUACUGUGAGCAACUCGAUGUCCAUGAACCUCUUGCAACUGUUCGGGAAGCCCUCGAAUUUUCAGCCCUUCUUCGCCAGUCGAGAACCACACCGAAGGAAGAAAAACUCAGAUAUGUGGAUACAAUUAUUGAUUUACUGGAGAUGCACGACAUCGAGAAUACCCUGAUCGGCACGACCGGUGCUGGCCUCUCUGUUGAGCAGAGGAAGCGGUUAACCAUUGGUGUUGAACUUGUUUCCAAGCCGAGCAUUCUUAUUUUCUUGGAUGAGCCCACUUCGGGUCUUGAUGGCCAGGCGGCUUUCAAUACCGUGCGGUUCCUUAGGAAGCUUGCUGAUGUUGGCCAAGCUGUCUUGGUCACCAUUCAUCAGCCAAGCGCACAGUUAUUCCUGCAGUUCGAUCGUCUGCUCCUUCUGGCCAAAGCAGGCAAGACCGUCUAUUUUGGCGAUAUCGGGGAGAAUGCGUCGACUAUUAAAGAGUAUUUUGCACGAUAUGAUGCACCUUGUCCGAAGGAUGCUAAUCCCGCUGAGCAUAUGAUCGAUGUUGUAUCUGGCUCGCUCUCCCAGGGGAAGGAUUGGGAUCAAGUCUGGCUUCAAUCGCCAGAACACACCCGCGCCCUCGCAGAACUAGACCAAAUAAUCGAAGAGGCGGCGUCAAAGCCACCUGGUUCUAGCGACGACGGGUAUGAGUUCGCCAUGCCACUUUGGCAACAGAUAAAGCUCGUAACUCAGAGGAUGAACGUUUCAGUCUGGCGCAACACAGACUACAUCAACAACAAGAUGGCCUUACAUAUCGGUUCCGCCCUUUUCAACGGCUUUUCCUUCUGGAAGAUUGGCAACAGCGUAGGAGACCUACAACUCCGGCUUUUCACAGUCUUCCAAUUCAUCUUCGUCGCACCGGGAGUCAUAGCUCAACUCCAGCCCCUCUUCAUCGACCGCCGGGAUAUUUACGAAACGCGCGAAAAGAAGUCAAAAAUGUACUCCUGGGUUGCCUUUGUCACAGGUCUCAUCGUCUCCGAACUUCCCUACCUCUGUAUUUGCGCAGUGCUCUACUUCGUCUGCUGGUACUACACAGUAGGCUUCCCAUCCGAUUCGAACAAAGCUGGCGCCACCCUCUUCGUUAUGUUGUGUUACGAGUUCAUCUACACUGGCAUGGGUCAAUUCAUCGCAGCUUAUGCACCCAACGCAGUUUUCGCAUCUCUUGCCAACCCCUUAGUCCUCGGUAUCCUAAUUUCAUUCUGUGGCGUUCUCGUCCCAUACCUGCAGAUAACACCUUUCUGGAGAUAUUGGAUCUACUGGAUGAACCCAUACAAUUACCUCAUGGGCUCCCUCCUCACAUUCACAAGCUUCGACGCUCCUGUACGUUGCAGGGAGGAAGAAUUCGCCGUGUUCAGCCCCCCUGGAAGCCAAACAUGUGGGGAAUACCUCGCGGGCUACAUGCAAGGCAUGGGAGCGCGGACCAACUUGACAAAUCCAGAUGCCACCGCCUCCUGCAAAGUUUGCCAGUAUCGAACUGGUUCUGAUUGGCUGGUCGGGUUGAAUCUGAAUGACUACUACUAUGGGUGGAGAGACGCUGCGAUCGUGGUGAUCUUUGUGUUCAGCGGCUACGCAAUGGUGUACCUCUUGAUGAAGCUGCGGACGAAGAGGAGUAAGACUGCAGGCUAG